Molecule: messenger RNA, 2334 nt
Organism: Anguilla rostrata (American eel)
Lineage: Eukaryota; Metazoa; Chordata; Actinopteri; Anguilliformes; Anguillidae
Product: guanylate-binding protein 1-like
Exons: 12
Coding region: 295-2085 (596 amino acids)
Molecular function (GO): GTP binding; GTPase activity
Source: RefSeq, a predicted model, not a curated record
UCACUUUCACUUCUCAGAGAAAACCCCAGUUCUGGUAAAUCAGACUCACGCUGUCCAUGUUUUGAGCACUACUUCCUUUUUAACAUCAGCUCAACGGUCUCUCUCUGAAAGUGGACACAGUUCGACUGUCUGGGCCGCCUGUUACAUAGAGUCUAGCAGUUAGAGCACAUGCUAAACGCAGGGACUCAUCUGCAGUGAAGAAACAUUGACCUCUUCAGGUGGACAAAGGAACUGCAGACAUUGUAGUCGGGCUUUUUGGAACACUCAUCACCCCCAGCUAAAAACACUGACAUCAUGGCGGAGGCCCAGGGACGGUUUCUGGCAAUGCAGAAGCCAAUCUGUCUCAUUUCGAGUUCCAGCGCAGGUGAAAUACAGGUGGAUCGGGAAGCCCUGGACGUUCUGAACUCCAUCAGGCAACAUGUGGUGGUGGUGUCCAUCGUAGGCAUGUACCGCACGGGCAAGUCUUACCUGAUGAACAGACUGGCUGGGAAGCAUACAGGGUUCCCCUUGGGCUCCACUGUCCAGUCUGAGACAAAAGGCAUCUGGAUGUGGUGUGUGCCACACCCUCACAAAGAUGACCAAACUCUGGUCCUGCUGGACACCGAGGGUUUGGGGGAUGUGGCAAAGGGAGACCAGGCUCAUGACACCUGGAUCUUUUCCCUGGCUGUCCUCCUGAGCAGCACGUUUGUCUACAACAGCAUGGGCACCAUCAACAACGAAGCUGUGAUGAGCCUGCACUACGUGACAGAGCUGACCGAGCACAUCAAGGUGAAGUCCAGCAAGGAGAAAGAGGACGUCACGGCUGAGAAAUUCAUCCACUUCUUCCCCACCUUCGUCUGGGCUGUGAGGGACUUCACUCUGGAGCUGAGGAUUGACGGAGAGGCGGUCACUGCGGACGAGUACCUGGAGAACUCCCUGAAGCUGGUGAAGGGCAACUCCAAACACGCGGCGUACAGCAACGGGCCCCGGGAGUGCAUCCGGAACUACUUCCCGACCCGGAAGUGCUUUGUGUUUGACCAGCCCGCCUCCAAGGAGAAGCUGAGGAUCAUCGAGGAGCUGACUGAUGCCGACCUGGAGCCGGCCUUCGUGCGGCAAACGCUCGAGUUCUGCAGCUACAUUUUCAAGCACUCCAAAGAGAAGACGAUGACCGGAGGGUAUAAGGUCACCGGACAGAUGCUGGGGAACUUGGCGGUGACGUACGUGGACGCCAUUCGUAGCGGGAGCGUCCCGUGUUUGGAGAACGCCGUGGCGGCACUGUCUCAGAUCGAGAACUCGGCGGCGGUCGAGGAGUCUUUCGCCCUCUACAGGCAGCUGCUGGGAGAGCGGGUGAAACUGCACACUGAGACUCAAGAGGAGCUCUCAAGCGCUCACGAGGGCUGCCUGAAGGAGGCGCUGCAGCUCUUCAUGAAUCGCUCCUUCAAGGACGAGGACCAGAGCUUCCAGAGACACCUCAUGGGACGAAUAAAAGAUGAGUAUGAUGGGAAAUGUAGUGAGAAUGCAGUGCUCUCCCAGAGUCACUGCACUGCUCUACUACAACAGCUGUGGUCUCAGAUGGACUACGAGUCAUUCAUGAGACCUGGCGGGUAUGCGGACUACAGGGUCCAGCUGGACUCCAUCGUCCAAACCUACAGAGACACACCUGGGAAAGGUGUACAGGCAGAACAGGCUCUGGAGAUCGUCAUGAAGGAGAAAAAUGAUCUGGGUGCCUCCAUCCUGAAGGCCGACAGGAACCUCACAGAACAAGACAGGAAGCUGAAGGAGGAGGAAGCUCGCGUGCAGAUGGAGAGAUUUAAGGCAGAGGUGGCCAGGAGGAAUCAGGAAGACGCGGUGAAGCGUUUGGAGGACGCUGAGAAAGCUCACAGAGAGAACGAACAGCAGCUGAUGGACAAGUUGGAGAGGGAGCGGCGCGCCAUCAUCGAGGAGAACCAGAAAGUUCUCGACCAGCGCCUGAAGGAGCAGAGAGCGCUGAUCUCCGAGGGGUUCGAGCAAAGAGCGAGGGCGAUGGAGGCUCAGGUGCAGUCCUUGCAGCAGCAGUUAUCAUCAUCCAGGAGCAGAGGUGGGGGUGGUGGCUGUGUCCUCCUCUAAUUACAUCUUGACGGGUGAAGGCGCCGUCCUGCUUGAUGUCGUAUUUGCAGGUCCACGUCCAUAUUAAAUAUGCAAUGAUACUAUUAGUUACUAUUAGUAUAUGUUUCUUUAGGGAAGACUUUAUUUCACCUAUAGGCCUGGAUCGCCCUGUUUAUGCUGCAUUUUGGCACAACCAAUCUCUUGAUCAGUUAUGGUUUAUGAAAACAUGUAUUUGAAGUUCUGCUUUUAAUUAAACUUGAUUUAACUCAA